Molecule: messenger RNA, 1500 nt
Organism: Lotus japonicus
Lineage: Eukaryota; Viridiplantae; Streptophyta; Magnoliopsida; Fabales; Fabaceae
Product: mitochondrial dicarboxylate/tricarboxylate transporter DTC
Exons: 6
Coding region: 222-1118 (298 amino acids)
Molecular function (GO): oxoglutarate:malate antiporter activity
Source: RefSeq, a predicted model, not a curated record
UAUUCCAUUGUUUGUGGGGGGAGAAGAAGAGGAAGAGAGAAAGAGCAUUGUGUUGUUGUUGUGUGUGCAAGCAAAGAGAGGUAGCUACAAUAACACUCACUCACUAUAUAUGCCUUGUAAAUAGUGCUCUCUAUCUGCCUCUUCCUCCAUUCACCUCUCCAAACUUUCCUCCUUCUUUCAUUCUCUCACCACACACACACACACCAACACCAACAGCAACAAUGGGAGAUGAGAAGAAGCCCAAGGUUGGUGUCUGGCCCACCAUCAAGCCUUUCGUCAAUGGCGGAGCCUCCGGCAUGCUCGCCACCUGCGUCAUCCAACCCAUCGAUAUGAUCAAGGUGAGGAUUCAAUUGGGUCAAGGAUCGGCUGUACAGGUUACAUCCAACAUGCUCAAGAAUGAUGGUGUUGGUGCCUUCUACAAGGGUUUGUCAGCUGGACUACUCAGGCAGGCUACAUACACCACUGCUCGACUUGGAACAUUUAGAAUCUUGACAAGCAAAGCAAUUGAGGCUAAUGAUGGCAAGCCCCUGCCACUGUAUCAGAAAGCCUUAUGUGGGUUGACUGCUGGUGCUAUUGGAGCAACUGUUGGUAGUCCAGCAGAUUUGGCACUCAUUCGUAUGCAGGCUGAUGCGACUUUACCUCUUCAUCAGCGCCGACAUUACACAAAUGCCUUCCAUGCACUUUAUCGUAUUGUUGCAGACGAAGGGGUUUUGUCGCUUUGGAAAGGUGCUGGGCCUACUGUAGUAAGAGCAAUGGCAUUGAACAUGGGGAUGCUUGCAUCUUAUGAUCAAAGUGUUGAGUUCUUCAAGGAUUCCGUUGGUCUCGGGGAAGCUUCUACAGUUGUAGCUGCGAGUUCCGUUUCUGGAUUUUUCGCGGCAGCUUGCAGUUUGCCAUUUGACUACGUCAAGACCCAGAUUCAGAAGAUGCAACCUGAUGCUGAGGGAAAAUAUCCAUACACUGGCUCUCUUGACUGUGCUGCGAAAACCUUAAAACAAGGAGGACCGUUUAAAUUUUACACCGGAUUCCCUGUCUAUUGUGUUAGGAUUGCUCCUCAUGUCAUGAUGACAUGGAUCUUCCUCAACCAGAUUCAGAAGUUGGAGAAGUCCUAUGGGUUGUAGUUCUCUGCAGCGGUGGACAUUUUUUGUUGAAUUCAAGGUUUGAGCAUUUGAAUAAUUUGUUGGCUGUGUUGUAGCCCGUUUAUGCAAAUUAAACACCAAAGGAGCUCUGAUCAUUUUUUAAGAUUUAAUUAAUCAUGCAACUGAAGCAGGAAUUUGACACACUUUAUAUUGUAUUAGUAAAAUAUAGAAUUGGAUGCGGAUGAAGCAGAACAGCAUAAUUCCAUUUUUGAAUGGAUGCAAUUGAGAUACCUGUUGGGAUAUAAUCCUAAACUAGAAUAAGUACUCUAUCUCUUAGACAACAUUUAGACAUCAAGUUUUGUAACUUUCUUCCAUAUUAUCUUCAAGUAUUUCUUGCAGCUAAGGAUUCAAGGCUUUUCAAGCA